AAUUAACAUUUUGAAAAUUUCAAAAUAAAAAGAAUAGAAGCAGAAUGGAAAGGGUCCUCGAAAAGCUCAUGGAGGGCGUCGAUGAGCUCCGCUUGGUCAACAUCAACAGGCAGAAUAACGACAGUUUCACCGUGUGCGAAGAAAAGAAACUGUCGUCGUCUUCGAAAUCGGGAGAAUUGGACGGAUGCGAAGUAAUGUUCGAUUCGAUUUUAUGUUGGCCCCAAACGCCGCCGAAUACAACUGCUGUCCUUCCAUGUUUUGAUCAAUUUAAUGGAAUUAGGUAUGAUUCAAAAAACAACGCAACCAGAUUUUGUAACUCCGAUAAUACUUGGGAUAAAUAUGCCGAUUUUAAAAAUUGCACGGAAUUAAUGGAAGAGGAGCACGAAGUCGAAUUAACCACUACGAUUUAUUUAUGCGGAUAUUCAAUAAGUUUGGUCGCUUUGAUAAUUGCAGUUUAUAUUUUCAUCAGAUAUAAAGAUUUAAGAUGUUUACGUAACUCGAUCCAUAUGAAUUUGAUGAUCAGCUAUAUUUUUUCGAAUUUCAUCUGGAUCCUUACGUUAUUGGUACAGGUGUCUUUGCCCUCAAGCAAAGUUUCCUGCGUGUUCUUACUGCUUCUGCUGCACUAUUUCCACCUCACCAACUUCUUCUGGAUGUUUGUCGAAGGUUUAUACUUGUACAUUCUCGUCGCGAAGGCUUUCGCCGGUGAAAAUAUAAGAUGGUGUUUGUACGCUUUCAUCGGUUGGGGAGCUCCGGGGAUAUUCGUCGUAAUAUGGGGGAUCGCGAGAACUAUAUCGAUAUUCUUGGAAGACUGGGAUAAUCGUGAACUGCAACAUCAACGUAACGGAAUUAAGACCUGCCCCUGGGCACCACAUCCUCUAGAUUGGAUCUAUCAGCUGCCAGCGGUUCUCGUAUUACUGGCAAACCUCAUCUUUCUCUUCGUAAUCAUGUGGGUAUUGAUCACCAAACUUCGAUCCGCAACGAACGUCGAAACUCAACAAUACAGAAAAGCAGCAAAAGCACUCCUCGUACUAAUUCCUCUGCUGGGUAUAACUUAUAUAUUGAUGAUAAUGGGGCCUACGCAGGGCGUUUCGAAGCAGAUUUAUGAAUAUGUACGCGCUGGAAUGUUGUCGAUUCAGGGAUUUUCCGUUGCAUUCUUUUACUGCUUCAUGAACGCCGAAGUAAAAAACACCGUUCAACAUCACUUUAGAAGUUGGCAUACAACCAGAUCGUUAGGUUCGAGACGAACUCGAUAUAGUAGCCGAGAUUUCUCAUCGCCCAAAUUCAAGGAUAGUUUAAGAUUAUACCACGCGGGUGGUCUAUUUAAGAAGAGAGAAUCCGCAACAUCCGUAGGUACAACAACUACCCUUAUCUCAAUUCCAACACACCGAAACAGCUCCCCUCAAAUUCGUUGCCCUCUUCUACCACCUGCUACGAAUGAAACCGGCUGAGAACGGCAGCCACGGGAGGAUCGCAGGUUAACAAUGGAUAUUCUUCUCGAAGAAGAAAGUAUGUUACAACUCGACGAGAUUUCCCGUGGCAAUGGAAACGUGAUUGCCGAAACAAAUGUGGAUGAUAAUGAAAAUGAAAUGUAAAAGAAUGAUGGGUCCAAAGAUUCAAAAAGAAAUCCUUCCGAAUUUAUAUUAUUUUUAAUUUUACAAUUAUU
Molecule: messenger RNA, 1663 nt
Organism: Onthophagus taurus
Lineage: Eukaryota; Metazoa; Arthropoda; Insecta; Coleoptera; Scarabaeidae
Product: diuretic hormone receptor
Biological process (GO): adenylate cyclase-modulating G protein-coupled receptor signaling pathway; cell surface receptor signaling pathway
Cellular component (GO): plasma membrane
Molecular function (GO): G protein-coupled peptide receptor activity; peptide hormone binding; diuretic hormone receptor activity
Source: RefSeq, a predicted model, not a curated record